CUCGUGACCUCCACCCGGCCGUGGACGAACUCUACACUACAGUCUUUGCCCCGCGUUGAUGCAACGUUGGCCAGCCCAUUUCCUUUUCCUUCCCCGCAUGCGAAUAAUGUUUCCCGGUUUGUCGCAACCUUCGAGCACCGGAGCCCCUCAUGGAGAGAAUGACGCGGCAAUGUUGAGAUGUGCCGAUCUAUCCGACGUGCUGGAUGUACUGUAACCCAACACAUUCGUAAUCCGGCUGGAUCCACCCAGUCAAUUCAAAGGUGGAGUGACCUUUUCUCUAUGACGUCUCGGGAUACGCUAGACCAUAUGCCGAAUCGAAACAAUGCCAUCGUAUGAGCGACUCUCCGGGUACAAGGUCUAGUACAGGAUCUUGCGUGAUGGAAAAGACGAACACGCGUGCAUAUAUCUACUGGAAGACCGUCAAGCUUUUCUUGGCUCCAGCAUCUUUGUUGCUUAAACUCUCGAAGCUUCUUUAGCCGUAACCCAUCAACCACAUCUAUGAUCAGUGCAGUACGGGCAUCCCAACGGUUGGACUCGCGGGGCAAUCCGACUGUCCAGGUCGAAGUCGAAACCAAUUCAGGCAUAUUCCGCGCUCUGGUUCCGUCAGGAGCGUCAACCGGGCAGCACGAAGCUGUAGAGCUGCGUGACAAGGAUGCAUCCGUGUAUGGCGGCAAAGGCGUACUGAAAGCAGUUCAAAAUGUUCGUGAAAUCAUUGGCCCAGCCUUAAUCGAGAAGAAGUUCAAUCCGCAGACCCAACUCAAGGAGAUUGAUCAGUUUAUGCGCGAUUUGGACGGUACCCCAAAUAAGGCUCGGCUCGGCGCGAAUGCCAUUCUAGGAGUGAGCAUGGCUUGCGCUAGGGCUGGCGCUGCAGCAGAGGGCCUCCCUCUAUAUGAGUUCCUCCGCCGAGAGGCUGGUGCUUCGGGACCAUACGUGAUGCCUGUGCCUUUCUUCAACGUCCUCAACGGAGGCGUGCACUCGGGAAAUACAAUGGCCUUCCAAGAGAUCAUGCUCGCGCCUGUGGGUGCGACUUCAUUCGAGGAAGCGAUGCGUAUGGGCUCUGAGGUCUAUCAGACCCUCAAGAAGGUUAUUUCGGAGAAGUAUGGUGCGCCUGCUACCGGAAUUGGCGACGAGGGCGGUUUCGCACCACCAAUCACGCGCCCCGAGGAAGCCUUGGAUCUUCUGGAGACUGCAGUCGAGAAGUGCGGCUAUACUGGCAAGAUCAAGUAUGCGAUGGAUCCGGCAUCAUCGGAAUUCUUCCGCGAAGAUGGCGACUAUGACCUUGGCUUCAAGGACAAGACGCCCAAUGUCGUUUCGCCGGCUGGCAUGCAGGAGCUGUAUAGUCGCUUGAUGACCAAGUACCCCAUCGUUUUGCUUGAAGACCCAUUCGCCGAGGAUGACUGGCCUACCUGGACUGCAUUUAACAAGACGUGUCCCAUCGAGCUCGUCGGCGAUGACCUGCUGGUUACGAACGUCGAGAGAGUGCGCAUGGCGAAGGAGAAGAAGGCUUGCAAUUCCAUGCUUCUCAAGGUAAACCAGAUCGGAACCGUGACUGAAGCUAUCGAAGCCGCGAAUCUUGCCUUCAGUCUUGGUUGGGGUGUCUUCGUCUCUCAUCGCUCGGGAGAAACAACGGACGACUUCAUUGCCGAUAUCACAGUGGGACUAGGCACCGGCCAUCUAAAGUCAGGGGCGCCCUGUCGUGGUGAGAGGGUCGCAAAGUAUAAUCGUCUCAUGGACAUUGAGUCGCAGUUGAAGGCGGCCGGUAAGGAGUGUCUUUAUGCUGGAGAGAGCUUCAGUUUUCCUUCCAAGCUCUCAUCUUAAACCGGGGAUCGCGGGCAUUUGACAUCGGGUUUGGUUGAGAUAGAAGUGUAAAGUUAGCU
Molecule: messenger RNA, 1877 nt
Organism: Trematosphaeria pertusa
Lineage: Eukaryota; Fungi; Ascomycota; Dothideomycetes; Pleosporales; Trematosphaeriaceae
Product: enolase
Exons: 5
Coding region: 499-1818 (439 amino acids)
Biological process (GO): glycolytic process
Cellular component (GO): phosphopyruvate hydratase complex
Molecular function (GO): phosphopyruvate hydratase activity; magnesium ion binding
Source: RefSeq, a predicted model, not a curated record